Messenger RNA from Nematolebias whitei (Rio pearlfish), 1827 nucleotides. It is a transcript of the gene klhl6, whose product is annotated as kelch-like family member 6. Lineage: Eukaryota; Metazoa; Chordata; Actinopteri; Cyprinodontiformes; Rivulidae. The coding region runs from base 1 to 1827 and encodes 608 amino acids. The transcript is spliced from 7 exons. Gene Ontology annotation, molecular function: protein binding. The record is from RefSeq and is a predicted model, not a curated record.
AUGAGCGACUCACUGGAGAGGACCACCGACUGUCCCUUGUCGCCUCUUAGAGAGGAGUCCAGUCUGAACGAGGAGAAGAGGAGCGCAGCAGUUGCCAGCGAGUUGUACUGGGAGGAUGGAGGUCUACCAGUGGAGCUGCAAAGAGGGCUGAAGACCCUGAGGGUCAACAGAGAGCUGACCGACGUGACCCUGUGUGUUCAGGGACAAGAGUUCCCCUGCCACAGAGCCAUACUUGCUGCAGCCAGUCAGUACUUCAGGGCCAUGUUCUGCAGCGGUCUCAGGGAGAGUUAUGAGGAGCGCGUGGAAAUAAAAGGCUUGGACAGUGGCACGAUGCAGUCUCUCCUGGAGUACACGUACACGAGCCGAGCCGUGCUCACACACUCGAAUGUUCAGAGGAUGCUCGAGGCUGCCAGUCAGUUCCAGUUCCUGCGAGUUGUCGAUGCCUGUACCAGCUUUCUAGGCAAGUCCAUCCAUCUAGAGAGCUGCAUCGAGAUUCUGAACCUGGCUGACAGCCACGCUCUGCCGGGCUUGAGGAUCAGGGCUCAGGACUUCAUCACGUCUCAGUUCUCUCAGGUGGUCCAGCAGCAGGACUUCGUGGAGCUGCCAGCAGAGUCUCUGGAGGUCAUCUUGCAGCGGGAUGACCUGGACGUGAAGUGUGAGGAGUGUGUUUUUGAAGCCCUGAUGCACUGGCUGAGAGCCCGGCAGGAUGAACGCUAUCCGUUACUGACCAGGUUGCUGUCACAUGUGCGACUGCCUCUGUUGGAGCCAGCAUACUUUGUGGAGAAAGUGGAGCCAGAUGAGUUGAUACGUCGCUGCAGUGAGGCCUUUUCUUUACUGCAAGAGGCCCGCAUGUUUCACCUCUCUGGCAGGGAGGUGGUCUCGGAGCGAACGAAACCUCGUGUGCAGCACUUUUUAUCAGAAGUCUUCCUGAUCGUUGGAGGCUGCUCUAAAGACGAACGCUUCAUUUCCACGGUCACAUGUUUGGACCCUCUGAGACGCAGCCGGCUGGAGGUGGCCAGGCUGCCAAUGACAGAAAUGGAGGAUGAAACCCAAAACAAAAAAUGGGUGGAGUUCUCUUGUAUCACUUUCCAGAAUGAAGUCUACAUUUCUGGAGGCAAAGAGACACAGCACGAUGUUUGGAAAUACAACGGCGCUCUCGAUAAAUGGAUUCAAAUUGAGUCUCUGUCAAGUGGACGCUGGAGGCACAAGAUGGCAGUUCAUGGUGGGAAGGUAUAUGCACUGGGAGGAUUUGAUGGAGUUCAGAGACUUGCCAGUGUUGAGGUCUAUGAUCCAUUUCACAAUCGCUGGACACAGGCAACACCUCUUGCUAUGGGAGUCAGCUCAUUUGCAGCAGCAACCUUUGAUAGAUGGAUCUUUGUGAUUGGUGGUGGUCCCAAUGGGAAACUAGCAACAGAUAAAGUUCAGCGCUGGGAACCAGGGACAGACAACUGGGAGCUGCGGGCACCCAUUCCAAUCGAGACCAAAUGCACCAACGCUGUUACAUUCAAGAACUGCAUUUAUAUAGUUGGUGGUGCCAUGCAUGCCAUGUACUGCUACUCCCCUCUGUCCGACUCCUGGUCUCUUGUGACCAAUCUGGGGGAGAGGGCAAGUUGUGCCAUUGCGGCGUGCAACAACAAACUUUUUAUCACCGGGGGAAGGGACAACAAGAACCAAGUCAUCUCCACCGUGAUGUGCUGGGAUGUGGACAGAGGAGCGUUGACAGAGGAGUGUGUUUUACCAAUGGGGGUGUCUCACCAUGGCAGUGUGACCCUCAUGAAGUCCUACACACACAUUCACAGGAUAACCCCCCAGUCAGAGUGCCAAUGA